AUGCGGGUGUUCCGUGCGUACAAGGAGAGCGACAAGUUGAUCGACGCGGACAAACGCCAGUACUACGCCAUCAAGGACAACUGGUUGGAGCGGGGCCGGCGCACGGAAUACGAUAUCUACGAGGACAUCAUGCAGCGCAUCGAGGCGCACAACUGGCAGGGGCGCGGAUCCUUGUACGGGCUCGGCGCAGACGAGCGCAAGAAGUUCUUUGUCAAAGUCGUCACGAGCGAGGAGGUGAAAGUUAAUGGUGUUCCUGAUGAUACGCAUGAGGUGAUUGGCAGGGGCGUCAGUUUUCCCAAGGAAGGUCGUAAAUACCUCGUUGUGAGCGACCCAGCGAAGCUGCAUAUCAACCAGAAAUCGGUGUUGUCCGGUGUCUCCGGAAACAUGCACAAGACUGGGCACGGAGUCGAAGAGGAAGGGCGCUUUGAUGGAGUCAUCCCCGCUAGACGCCAUCACAGAACCGUCAUGGAGGAGGCCACGAACCUGCUCGAUCUCCCCGAUAUAUCGACGAUAUUCGCAACACUCAAGGAUGCCUCCUAUGCGCUCUUCAUCUUGCACUCCAUCGGAAUGCUGUAUAGGGAUUUUAGCCCCGGCAAUGUCCUGCACCGGCAAACCGACUCGGAGGCAGGCGUUAGAGGUGUCCUUGCCGAUCUGGAGUACAUUAGGUGUGUCACUGAAACACAGGUGCAUGCCAUGCGAACAGGUACUGCCGACUUCUGUGCGCUUGAGGUCGUCUCAGGCGAUUUUCUCUCCUUGGAAAGUUCCGAUUUGUUGGCUAUUAUUCCGGACCCCGCCCCCGACGAGCCCCCUCCUUCUUACCUUCAGCCCGUCGUUCCCAGUGCCGCCCAUUCUGCCUGGAGGUUCCGUGACGUGCACGACCUCGAGUCGGUUUAUUGGGUGAUUCUCUGGUUGCUUCUUCGGUAUAGCACCAGUCGCCAUGUCCCUCCUUCCUAUGACCCCAUGGCGCAGUGGAAGAAGUACAAUUCAUCACCAAAAGUACCCCCGCGGCCAAGCCACUUGAGAGCACUUGAGAUUUCGGCAGAUCCCGAAGGCGCUUGA
Schizophyllum commune H4-8 is the source of this 1059-nucleotide messenger RNA. RefSeq lists its product as uncharacterized. The record is from RefSeq and is a predicted model, not a curated record. The coding region runs from base 1 to 1059 and encodes 352 amino acids. The transcript has 4 exons. NCBI's taxonomy places the organism in Eukaryota, Fungi, Basidiomycota, Agaricomycetes, Agaricales, Schizophyllaceae.